Neltuma alba is the source of this 1419-nucleotide messenger RNA. Its product is annotated as peptidyl-prolyl cis-trans isomerase CYP28, chloroplastic. Gene Ontology annotation, cellular component: chloroplast. Lineage: Eukaryota; Viridiplantae; Streptophyta; Magnoliopsida; Fabales; Fabaceae. Bases 85 to 1044 code for a protein of 319 amino acids. Gene Ontology annotation, biological process: protein peptidyl-prolyl isomerization. The record is from RefSeq and is a predicted model, not a curated record. The transcript has 2 exons. Gene Ontology annotation, molecular function: peptidyl-prolyl cis-trans isomerase activity.
CGUAGCUGCUUCUCGUUCUCAAUCUCAGCCUCCUCUUCCCUCCACCGUUCCUUCUCCACGUAUGGACGUGUUUCCUUCACCUUCAUGGGCUUCUCUGUAACACCACCGCCUCCCCCAGCUCUCCUCGCCUCUCACCACCGCACCCGCCACCCUUCUCUCCGCAGCUGCCAACCAUCCCAUUCCAAACCCAAUUCCAAAAUCUUCCUCAAUCGCCGCUCCCUUCUCCUCCUUUCCACCUCUACCGCCCUCUCCAUUCCCUCCGCUCCUCGAUUCCCCGCCGCAGCCGCCGCCGAAACCACCAAGCCACAGCCGCCGGAUAUCACCAUCACCGACCGCGUUUUCAUGGACUUCAGCCUCUGCCCCAAUUACUUGCUCCCCAGCCGAACCCUUGGCGAUAACAUUGCUUCCCUCUGCUCCGAAUCCAUCCCUUUGGGUCGCAUUGUGCUCGGACUUUACGGCCACCUCGUCCCUCUCACGGUUUCUAACUUCAAGUCCAUGUGCGUUGGAUCCUCUGGCUCUUCCUAUAAGAACACCCUCGUUCACAAAAUUUUUCCUGGCCAGUACUUCCUCGCUGGCCGCCAGGGGCGGCGUGACAAAGGCGAGGUCCAGCCACCUUCGGAGUUGGCGGGCAACAAUGAAACCGUUGAUUCCAAGUCGUUUUCUCUGGCACAUUCGAAGGCAGGUGUUCUUUCGCUUCCUUUGUCGGAAAAUGACGACGAGGAUGAGUUUAAGCUUGAUCCGAAUUACAGAAACGUUGAGUUCUUGAUCACGACUGGACCAGGACCUUGCCCCCAGCUCGACAAUAAAAACAUUGUUUUUGGAACAGUGCUUGAAGGUUUGGACAUCAUCACCGCCAUAGCUGCAAUUCCCACAUACCAACCAGCUGAGCGUAUUCGCCAAUUCAAUGAUUUGGCUGAGUUUUUUGGAGAUGAAAGGGCCCAGAAUGCUCGUGCCAGCUGGAACAGGCCUCUUAAAACUGUUUAUAUUAGUGACUGUGGGGAGCUACAAGUUGCAAAGCCUUCCCUCUCUCCUUCUCUUCCUUGAUUUUCUUUUCUUGUGUAUAUUACAUUGGAGGAAUCCAUAUAACUUGUUUAUUUGUAAUCUCACUUUGAAUAAACUGAGUGGAAAAGACGGUCCAAAGAAGCUGGUGAUCAGGAAUCGAUUCAAAGAAAUUAAAUGAAUGAAUUGAAAGGUGACCUUUGUGCAUUGCUGUAAAGUUGAACAAUAUGAGUACCAAAUACUCUUGUUGUGAAGUGCUGGUAGGAAUGUUAUGCAUAAAUAUGUCUAUUUGCUGUAAAUUAUUAUAAUUUUUUGUAGUAAUUUUUUGUGUGACACAUUUUCUGUAGUAUUUAAUUAUUUAUUAGAAAUGCUAUGGAGAUGAUUAUGCGCAAUUAAAGAAGAAUCCUAUACAAGCAUAAA